AUGGCGCUCCAGUCGAACAGUCGACGGGGUCUCUCAAAGAAUUCGAUUAGUCCCGUCUCAGAAGAAUUCACUUCGUCCGAGAAAGAGAGCGAUGGAGGCGCCUCCUGGAAGGAUCUUUGUUUCCCCACCGAAGCCAAGGGGAAAUUAGAUAUUUUCAAGACGCGUUAUCGGCAGAACAAGUGUCCGAAGGCGAAAAUGCAGGACUUUGAAAUUCUCGGCUUGAUCAAACUGCAUGAGCCGAAGCUCUUUGUCUGCAAACACAUCGCUCAGAACGCUCUCUACACAAUGGAAGUCAUGUGCAAGAAUAACUAUCGCCAGAAAUUACGUCGAAAAUUACCGAUCCGAGCAAAGAAAAUUCAAUACGCUCUGCAAAUUCCAUUCGCUGCGCCGUUACAUUUUGCUUUCAAGACCGAAAGAAACUUGCAUUUGGCCAUGGAGUAUGCGUGCUUCGGAGAUCUCCAUGGAAUUAUGGAAGACCGUCGACGACCUUUCACCGAGCCAGAUGUCAAGUUCUUCGCAGCUCAACUGAUCUUAGCGCUUCAGUUCCUCCACGCCGCGCGUGUGGUCUAUCGUUCGAUCAAUCCGCGAUUCGUUAGUAUGUAUGAAGACGGCUACGUGAAGUUGAGCUAUUUUCAAAAAGCCAAGAAAUUGAAAGGCAAAGCCACCAAGACCAUCAUGCGGAGCGAUAUGAAUUAUCGCGCUCCGGAAAUAGUCCUGGGGAACCCGUACAGUUUCGGCGUCGACUAUUGGGCGCUCGGCAUCUUCAUUUACGAGACGCUCUCGAUGAGAACGCCGUUUGAAAACACUGAUACCAGUUCCGUCUGUGAGAACAUCGUUGAGAAAGAGCCGUCUUUAGGGACGAACUUCUCGGUGGAGGCUCAAUCUUUCAUGAAGAUGCUCCUGGUGAAAAAACCUAGUGAACGCAAAACCCGAGACGUUAGGGUGCACCCAUGGUUCAGAGACCUGAACUUCGAGAUGCUCUGGAAGAAAGCCUAUACAUUCGAUACCACAUCCUACAAACUCGUGGACCGGGUGGAAAGCCCAGCCUCGGAGUUCGUGUAUGCGACCUUUGCUGACGGAAAAUCGCCUUCAGGGAUAUUUUCGGGAUUUUGA
Molecule: messenger RNA, 1113 nt
Organism: Galendromus occidentalis (western predatory mite)
Lineage: Eukaryota; Metazoa; Arthropoda; Arachnida; Mesostigmata; Phytoseiidae
Product: protein kinase 2-like
Exons: 1
Coding region: 1-1113 (370 amino acids)
Biological process (GO): protein phosphorylation
Molecular function (GO): protein kinase activity; ATP binding
Source: RefSeq, a predicted model, not a curated record